This is a messenger RNA of Capsicum annuum, 899 nucleotides long. RefSeq lists its product as uncharacterized. Gene Ontology annotation, biological process: regulation of DNA-templated transcription. The record is from RefSeq and is a predicted model, not a curated record. Gene Ontology annotation, cellular component: nucleus. The transcript has 3 exons. NCBI's taxonomy places the organism in Eukaryota, Viridiplantae, Streptophyta, Magnoliopsida, Solanales, Solanaceae. Gene Ontology annotation, molecular function: sequence-specific DNA binding; DNA-binding transcription factor activity. Bases 46 to 492 code for a protein of 148 amino acids.
CAAAUCCAUUAAUAAACUAUAUAUUAUAUAUAGAGAGAGAGAGAAAUGACAUCAAGAAGAGUGCAAAAUAAAAUGGCUAUGAGUAGCAAGCUUUACCUUUUAAGAAAACUCACAAACUCCAAAUCAGUGAAAAAGAAUUCUAUCAUAUUUGAUGCUUUCCUUUACAUCAUCAAGUUGAGACUCCAACUACAAGCCAUCCAAAGAGAGUAUCAACAAUUAUUAAACCAUGUCCAAGAAGUAAAGGUGGAAAAGCUUGUUGGGACAAGAUUUUUGGUGAAAGUGACAUGCAAAACGGGGAAAGAUGUGUUAGUAUCAAUUUUGGAGGCAUUUGAAGAUAUGAAACUAAGUGUUAUUCAAGCUAGGGUUACAAGCAAGUACUUCUUUGGGAUGGAAGCUAUUGUGGAGGUUGAAAAUGAAGUUAAUUUGGAUGUUAAAGUCUUGACUAAAGCACUUCAAAUGGCUAUCCACAAGAAAAAUAUUGAAAAGCCCUAAGUAAUAUAUAAUCUCCUUUUUGGAGAAUGUAGCUCUAAUUAAGUAGUUGUUGCUUGAGCUGAGGAUCUUUUGGAUACAACCUCUCUAUCUUCACGAGGUAGUGGUAUGGUCUAUGCAUAUUUUACCCUUCCGAAACCCCACUUAUCAGAUUUCACUGUGUAUGAUAUUGUUGUAUCCUUCUAGCUAGUUGUUACUUAAGUUGAGGGUCUUUCGGAAUCAACUUCUCUAUCUUAACGAGGUAGUGAUAGGUCUGUGUACGCUUUACCCUUCCCUGACCCCACUUAUGAGAUUUCACUGAGUAUGAUGUUGUUGUUGUAUCCUUCUAGCUAGUUGUUCAUGUAAUGAAGGUAAAAAGAAAAAAAAUCACUUUCUUUUUGAAAUAUAUGAAAUGUUGAAUUGUGGUGCAA